Molecule: messenger RNA, 912 nt
Organism: Closterium sp. NIES-65
Lineage: Eukaryota; Viridiplantae; Streptophyta; Zygnematophyceae; Desmidiales; Closteriaceae
Source: the annotation of a GenBank genome assembly
AUGAGAAAUACACGCAACAGAGAGGGGGGAGAGGAAGGGGACCCGGAGGAGUGGCAGACGGUGGGGCCGAAGCAGCGGGCGGCAGUGACGAGGACCCAUGCGGUGCAGUCAUCCUGUCUCAGCGAGAUAUUCGGUGGUCAGCUGAGGAGUGAAGUGCGGUCGGCAGGCAGCAAGCCAUCAGCCACGGUGCAGCCCUUCUCGCUGCUACAGCUGGACAUAGCAUCGGAUCGGAUCAGAUCGGUGGAGGAGGCGCUCAAAGCCUUUGCUGCACCAGAGGUGGUGGAAGGGUAUCGACCCAGCAAUGCCAAGGAGAACCACAUGAAGGAGAACCACAUGAAGGAGAACCACAUGAAGGAGAACCACAUGAAGGAGAACCACAUGAAGGAGAACCACAUGAAGGAGAACCACAUGAAGGAGAACCACAUGAAGGAGAACCACAUGAAGGAGAACCACAUGAAGGAGAACCACAUGAAGGAGAACCACAUGAAGGAGAACCACAUGAAGGAGAACCACAUGAAGGAGAACCACAUGAAGGAGAACCACAUGAAGGAGUGCUGCUGCUCCUCCUGUAUGCUUUCUCUUCUUACUCUGUCCUGCCCUCCACGCCUUUAUACUCUUCCUACCCCUGUCAAGAUCCACAAGCCUGUCUCCUUCCCUCUCUCCCUCACUCUCUCACGGGACCUCCUCUUUUCCUCCUCUCCCUCCGUCGAGGAACGGCGAUACUCCCUUUUUGCCACUGUGGUGCACCAGGGAAGAGACCCUUCCUCCGGCCAUUACACUGCCGAUGUUCGCCAGCCGGACGGAUCCUGGCUCAGAUUCGACGACGCACGAGUUUUGUCUGUUUCUGCCAAGCGGGUGCUUCAGGAACAGGCGUAUCUGCUGCUGUACCAGAGGGAAGGUGGAAGGCAGUGA